Coregonus sp. 'balchen' is the source of this 16968-nucleotide messenger RNA. Lineage: Eukaryota; Metazoa; Chordata; Actinopteri; Salmoniformes; Salmonidae. The record is from the annotation of a GenBank genome assembly.
CGUAAAGCGCAACACAACAACACGCUGGAGGAUAUGUAGUCCUAGUCGAAGAAAGGAGUUUUUCAGUAUUAUUAGAUUCACUCUCAAGAUUGCCAAAGACCACUAGGAUAAUCUGUUAUAGCUACCGUAGGUGAGCAUCUUGAACUGAGCAGGGCUGUUAUCCGGCUUUUAUGGAUGUUAUGGAAGUAUUUCGUGAACGAGGGAUCUGUCACGUAGCCACUAACGUUAGUUAGCUAACUAGCCACUGGUACUGCUCGAGAGGCUACCUAGCCCAUUCAAAUAGACUGUAAGCCACCUUGGGCCCGAUUGGGUUCUCGAGUGCUAGAGGUUAGCUAACUAAAUGAAACUAACAGUCAAGUGAAAUUGGUGUCAGAUGUGGGAUAAUUCUGCUAUCUCUUUCAGCCCUUUGUCAGACCUACGCCCCUGUUCGCGUUGGGUUUACAGUAGCAGGUUGGCAUUUAUUGUCAUGAAUCUUGACCUGGAGGCAGCUCUGCAGAGUGGUCACUAGCUAGUCAUAAAAUCUGAUUUUAAACAUAACCUUAACCACACUGCUAACCCUAACCUUUAAAUUAAGCACAAAAAGCUCAUUUUUGUUUCCAUGAAUUCUUAUGAUAUAACCAUUUUUGGACUUUGCAGCUGGCCAAUCUAGCCGAAAUCGCUCAGUUCUGCCUCCAGGGCAAGAUUCAUGACAAUAAACGUCAGACUGCUUUACAGUAUCUCAGUCUCGGCCAAGAGGUCUGGACCUUUAUGGCACCGGAGGUAGUGUUGUGUACUUCACCUGUAAUCACAUGGUGGUCCUGAUAAACACCAGCUGAGUUUUGUAACAGUAACUAACUCUGCAGAUAACCAUGCUCCGAGUCUGAAUGUAACUAAGGCUGUGUAAACAGAUUCCUAGUUAUAUUCGGAGCUACAGACAGAUAACAGUGGGUGCAACUGUCAUGCAUUUGUCAAUAGCUAAGUAAAUUGCCAAUAGAGUCCAGACAGACUAAAGACAGCUUGCUAACUUGCAAGGAUGUCAAUAUCAUAUCAAGUGUCCAUUGUGUAGGCCAUCAAUGGGAUGACCAGGACAUCACAAACAAAAAUACAUGCUUCUUUAAGUUAGCUAUUCUGUGUGUCUUGACAUCUAGGAAAAUCAGCAGUUCAUUGGGCUGCUGUUACAGUAUGUCUGAUAAGUGUGUACAGCCUGAUAUAUUGUAAGAAUCAUAAUUUAACUGCCCAUCUUCAUCCACAGUGAGAAUGUCAGCCCCAAAGCUGUUGAUUCUAUAUGGGAGCCAGACGGGCACUGCCCAGGACACGGCUGAGCGGAUUGGACGCCAGGCGCAAAGGAGGCGAAUGCAAGUCAAAGCGGAGGCUCUUGACAGUUACAAUGUGGUCAGUUGACAAGCGCGAUAACAGAUAGUCACACACAGUGCCUAAAUAACUGAAUCAAACAUACAGCACUACUAUUAUGAAAAAUAAGUAUUCUCCAUUGAAUCCCCUUGCCUUGUCAAAGCUGAAUACAGUGAGUAUACAAAACAUUAAGCUCUUUCGUUGACAGACUGACCAGGUGAAUCCAGGUGAAAGCUAUGAUCCCUUAUUGAUGUCACUUGUUAAAUCCACUUCAAUCAGUGUAGAUGAAGGGGAGGAGACGGUUUAAAGAAGGAUUUUUAAGCCUUGAGACAUGGAUUGUGUAUGUGUGCCAUUCAGAGGGUGAAUGGGCAAGACACAAGAUUUAAGUGCCUUUGAAUGGGGUAUGGUAGUAGGUGCCAGGCACACCGGUUUGUGUGAAGAACUGCAACUCUGCUGGGUUUUUCACACUCAACGGUUUCCCGUGUAUCAAGAAUGGUCCACCACCCAAAGAACAUCCAGCCAACUUGACACAACAGUGGGAAGCAUUGGAGUCAACAUGGGCCAGGAUCCCUGUUGAACUCAAUAUUAGGAAGGUGUUCCUAAUGUUUGGUAUUCUCAGUGUAUAGCUAUGGUGUUUCUGAGGCUGAGCUAUGUGCUUGAAAUAGGAUUUGUUAAGUUGACAAGGUUAGAUCUCAGCUCAAUUAAAGAGGGUGUUGCAUUUGGCAUGCAUCUGAGGGUUGUAUUUCUUCAACAGGCUAACCUCAUCUCUGAGUCCCUGGUUGUGUUUCUUCAACAGGCUAACCUCAUCUCUGAGUCCCUGGUUGUGUUUCUUCAACAGGCUAACCUCAUCUCUGAGUCCCUGGUUGUGUUUCUUCAACAGGCUAACCUCAUCUCUGAGUCCCUGGUUGUAUUUGUGUGUUCCACCACUGGCCAAGGAGAUCCACCAGACAACAUGAAGGUAUCAGAUAAUAGUGCCCAAACUGUGUGUCUGUCUGUGGUAAAAGCUACUUUUGUUUCUCUAUGCGUCUCUCCCAAUUUGCACUUAAUAAUAUAAUAUAUGGCAUUUAGCAGACACUUUUAUCCAAAGUGACUUGGACUUAGUAAUGCGUGCAUACAUCUUUAACGUAUUACAUUUUUUUAGUAAUGCGUGCAUACAUCUUUAACGUAUUACAUUUUUUUAGUAAUGCGUGCAUACAUCUUUAACGUAUUACAUUUUUUUAGUAAUGCGUGCAUACAUCUUUAACGUAUUACAUUUUUUUAGUAAUGCGUGCAUACAUCUUUAACGUAUUACAUUUUUUCCACUUCCUUUGCAGAAUUUUUGGCGGUUCGUGUUUAGGAAGUCUCUGCCCGCUGGAUCUCUGUGUCGCCUAGACUGUGCCGUGCUGGGCUUGGGUGAUUCCUCCUAUCCCAAGUGAGGGCUUUCAUCAAAAACGCAACCACAUAAAUCAUUACAAAUCCCUUCGUCUAUACAUGCACACCAUUGAAAUCCAUUUACGUUGGUAGUGAGUGACCAAACCAAACAUGGAUCACAACAUGUCACGCAUGCCAAUGACGGGGAGAGAGAUUAAGUGAAAUUUGAUAAAUGAAUCAAAACUUACCCAUUGUUUUCCAUGUGGACUUCUAUGUGAAGUCACUUCCCACAUUGACUAAAUUUAAAUGGAAACUUCCCUGUAUGGUGUACUAGCAGGAACAUAACAUACCCUAGUUGUGAAUAAUACAAUUACAUUUUCACUUGUAGGUUCAACUUUGUGGCGAAGAAGCUUCACAAGCGCCUUAUGCAGCUGGGGGCCAGUGUGCUGCUGCCUGUGGGACUGGCAGACGACCAGCACGACCUGGGGUGAGAGACUGUUGCAUGGGGUUCCUCAGGGAUCUGUCUUUGGCCCGUUAAGUAUUUCCUCUAUUGGUUUUAUACACUCUGUAAUCUUCAUAAUGCCAGAUUAGCUCAAUAUGGUAACCUGUAAAGUCAGUACAUUAUGUUACUUAAUUCUCUUAACUUUUGUUGACUGUUUGGACUAUUCAACCUUUGUGUUCAACAGCGCAGAUGGGGUGAUUGACCCCUGGCUCACGUCAUUCUGGGAGAGGGCGCAAGCUCUAUAUCCAACACCUGCAGGCCAGAGCCUUAUCAGGGAGGAUGAACCGUAAGCCUCCUUUACUUGACUGUUGACUAAUCAAUGUGUCUAAUGUCUAAUAUUAUAUCUGAAUAUGCCCAACUCCCAUGAUGUACUGUGCUGUAACUGUACCCUUACCGUUGUUCGUUUUACAGACUCCCUCCGAGGUACGUUUUCCAAUUUAUGGAUGACGUCAGUGAGAAUGGGGCGGAUAGGCUAAGAGUGCCAGAGCAACCGAUCUCGCCCUCUCAGACACACCCCUUUCCAGGGAGGGUGGUAUCCAAUAAAAGGGUGACACACUCCUCCCACUUUCAGGAUGUUCGACACAUUGAGUUUGACGUCACAGGCUCAAAUAUUGAGUGAGUGCUCUAAUGUACUGUGCCUUAACAAAUUGCUGCCAUGUUUAUUGUCAGAUUUUUUUGAAAUGUAACUGUCUAAAAUGUACUUUGUGAUGGUGAACCAUCUUGCUCUGAGGUUAAACUGUGCUUAAAAAGGAUUAGACUUUAGAUGAUAGUGUGUGUUUGUGUCGUUGGCAGAUUCACUGCUGGGGACGUGGUGAUGAUGAGACCUUGUAACACCCCUGAGGACGUGGAGCAGUUCUGUCAGCUCCUGAGACUGGACCCUGAUCGCCAGUUCACCCUCAGUCCCACAGACAGCGAUACAGGUUAGUGUUUGUCACAUUUGACUGCUUGUAUCGGUGGGUCCAUGCAUACGUGAGCUACAAUAACAUCCAUCCUUCUAAGCGCCCACUUCUAUGUACCAUACACAAACCACAUAACCCGUGCCCCUCUUUUACCCCCCUCACCCUCUCCCCAGUUUCCGUCCCAGCCCGCCUGGCCCAGCCUUGCACGGUUCGGCGUCUGGUGGAGAGCUUCCUGGACAUAGCGGCCGUGCCUCGUCGCUCCUUCUUCGAGCUCCUCGCCACGUUCGCCACCAAUGAGCUGGAGCGGGAGAAGCUGUCUGAGUUUAGCUCUGCCCAGGGCCAGGACGAGCUGCAUGCCUACUGCAACAGGCCGCGACGCACCGCCUUGGAGGUGAGAGGGACCUGUAAUGAUAUGAUUAUGCUACCACCUGGGGGCACAGGAUGGAAGUUCAGUUGAUCUGACUUCUUACAACAAUAAUUAAUAUUAUGUUCGAUAGAUUUGGUGAGCCAGGUCAAAGGUCAAUACGACAGGGCUGCGUCUAGAUUCCCACUCCCUUCUCACUGAAGUGCUUUUGCUCACUCCCGGUCCUGUGUGUGUGUGUGUGUGGUCCUGUGUGUGUGUGGUCCUCAGGUGUUGACCGACUUCCCCCACACGACAGCAGAGCUGAGUGUAGACUACCUACUGGACCUGUUCCCUGAGAUCCAGCCUCGCUCCUUCUCCAUUGCCUCCUCCCUGCUGGUGAGGUUACAGCACUGAAAGGCCACAUUUCAGGGUUGGGCAAUGAUGUUCCCCAAGGGCUGCUGUGGGUGCAGGCUUUUACUCCAGCGAAAGCAGUAAUGCACCUGAUUCAACUAAUUGUCUUCAAUCAAGACUUUGUUAGUUUAAUUUACUGUGUUACUGGUUUGAUUGGAGCAAAAAUCUGCACCCACACUGGCCCUUUGACUUUACCAAAAUCUUCUCCUGCUUUUUUUCCUGUUUUCUCUCCACACAGGCACAUCCCAACAGGAUCCAGAUACUGCUAGCUGUGGUGCGCUACAAAACCAAGAUGCACCUACCACGCAAGGGCCUGUGUUCAUCCUGGCUAGCUUCACUGGACCCCACACAAGGUCUGUUAGCACUGUCUACUACAUGGUUUUAGUAUUAGUGGCACUCUAAUGCAGUACGCAGGUAGCUACUGAACGUUCAGUGUUUUGCCAAGCACAUUUUGGGUAAAUAAAGUCUUAUAAAUUGAAUUUGAAUUGAUAUCGAAUUUGAUUAGAAGAAAUUGUAUUAACACUGUAGCUAUCAGCUGUCAUAGUCAUUUUGUUGACUCUUCCACUUUGCAGGGGACAUCUAUGUGCCUUUGUGGGUAAAGAAAGGGAGUAUGAAGUUCCCUAAGGACCCCUACUCCCCUGUGAUCAUGGUUGGGCCCGGGACGGGAGUGGCUCCUUUCAGGUCUGCUCUGCAGGAAAGGAUAGCCCAGGGCAAGAAUGGUGAGUUCCCCUUGGAUUGGUUUUACCCUCCUCUCACCACUCCUCUAAAGUGUUAUUUUAGAUUUCGUUUUAGUCUUUUGACUAAAAUACCUUUUAGUCUUAGUGCCAUUUGGCAUUUCAUCCUUACUUUGAGUUAUUAUCAGUCGACUAAAACUCUGGACAAUUUUAGUCUAGUUUUAGUCAGUCAUUUUAAUCACAUUUUUACUCUGUGCAUAUAAUUUUUUUCGUCCAUUAAAUAAUUAAUAUUUAGCGCUAACUUCCAUGAUGUGCACAUUAAGAUAGCCUGGUCCAACUAGGCCUACUAUCCCCUCAAAUAGCUGGCACAUUGCUAUUGUGGCAGAUUGUUACUAAUGCAAGCCAUGAUUUACCAUAAAGGUUCAACAAUUUAGGCCUUCAGCUCUGAUUUGCUCCCCAUCAUAACCUUGUGAUGGUAACAGUGACUAAAAAGGGCAGAAUAUGAGCUUUCUAACAAAGCCACAAUUAUUACUGUAUGCCAAAUAUUCAGCAAAUAGCAUGAGAAUUUCCAAUCGGAGAAAAGCAACUGCACUCGCAGUAGCGGACCGCGAGAACGGCAACACUGAUGAAUAACAGUCCACAUGGUAAUAGAGCAAAACUAGCCUACAUGGAAGUAAGAGAGGAUUAAAGAUUAUUGUUUCUAGUUGAGGUUAGUUACAGUGAAGUGUCCUGGCUGCCUGCGCAUCAGUUCAAAAGAGAGACGAGUGACUGAAGUGACCCCCUGGGAGCUGUGUGGGAGGAGCCGGGCAGAUCAGCGCAGUCAGCCAAUAGCUAGGUUUCCAUCCAAUUGGCAACAUAUUUUCAUGUGAAUAUUCUAAAAUCUGCAUAAAGAAAAUAUGCGCAUUUUCCCACCAGUGGUGUUUCCACCAAACAGACGUAGUGCACACAAAAUUUACUUUUUCACGUACCGAAUAAAAAUCUAAAGUUCAAUGUGUUUGCAUCGCAUUUUCAACUCUACUGAUAGUUUUGUCACACAAAAAAACGUACGUUAAAUAGCAAAUGUGCCUACUCUGGUCUUGGCACGUGCGCUCUAGCCAACAGCUGGCAGAUACAGUGCAGGUAGCUGUGCGGGUAGGCUAGUCUACAUGAGGAGAUUAUUAUGGAUAAGAGUGAGAAUAUGUUUUUGUCAAAUGGCAGUCAAGCAUCGAUCAUCACGUCACCAGAAUAAGACCCUCGAUAUAUACAGUGAGGGAAAAAAGUAUUUGAUCCCCUGCUGAUUUUGUACGUUUGCCCACUGACAAAGAAAUGAUCAGUCUAUAAUUUUAAUGGUAGGUUUAUUUGAACAGUGAGAGACAGAAUAACAACAAAAAAAUCCAGAAAAACGCAUGUCAAAAAUUUUAUAAAUUGAUUUGCAUUUUAAUGAGGGAAAUAAGUAUUUGACCCCUCUGCAAAACAUGACUUAGUACUUGGUGGCAAAACCCUUGUUGGCAAUCACAGAGGUCAGACGUUUCUUGUAGUUGGCCACCAGGUUUGCACACAUCUCAGGAGGGAUUUUGUCCCACUCCUCUUUGCAGAUCUUCUCCAAGUCAUUAAGGUUUCGAGGCUGACGUUUGGCAACUCGAACCUUCAUCUCCCUCCACAGAUUUUCUAUGGGAUUAAGGUCUGGAGACUGGCUAGCCCACUCCAGGACCUUAAUGUGCUUCUUCUUGAGCCACUCCUAUUGUUGCCUUGGCCGUGUGUUUUGGGUCAUUGUCAUGCUGGAAUACCCAUCCACGACCCAAUUUCAAUGCCCUGGCUGAGGGAAGGUGGUUCUCACCCAAGAUUUGACGGUACAUGGCCCCGUCCAUCGUCCCUUUGAUGCGGUGAAGUUGUCCUGUCCACUUAGCAGAAAAACACCCCCAAAGCAUAAUGUUUCCACCUCCAUGUUUGACGGUGGGGAUUUUGUUCUUGGGGUCAUAGGCAGCAUUCCUCCUCCUCCAAACACGGCGAGUUGAGUUGAUGCCAAAGAGGUCCAUUUUGGUCUCAUCCACAACACUUUCACCGAGUUCCUCUGAAUCAUUCAGAUGUUCAUUGGCAAACUUCAGACGGGCCUGUAUAUGUGCUUUCUUGAGCAGGGGGACCUUGCGGGCGCUGCAGGAUUUCAGUCCUUCACGGCGUAGUGCGUUACCAAUUGUUUUCUUGGUGACGCUGCCUUGAGAUCAUUGACAAGGUUCUCCCGUGUAGUUUUGGGCUGAUUCCUCACCGUUCUCAUGAUCAUUGCAACUCCACGAGGCAAGAUCUUGCAUGGAGCCCCAGGCCGAGGGAGAUUGACAGUUAUUGUGUUUCUUCCAUUUGCGAAUAAUCGCACCAACUAUUGUCACCUUCUCACCAAGCUGCUUGGCGAUGGUCUUGUAGCCCAUUCCAGCCUUGUGUAGGUCUACAAUCUUGUCCCUGACAUCCUUGGAUAGCUCUUUGGUCUUGGCCAUGGUGGAGAGUUUGGAUCUGAUUGAUUGCUUCUGUGGACAGGUGUCUUUUAUACAGGUAACAAGCUGAGAUUAGGAGCACUCCCUUUAAGAGUGUGCUCCUAAUCUCAGCUCGUUACCUGUAUAAAAGACACCUGGGAGCCAGAAAUCUUUCUGAUUGAGAGGGGGUCAAAUACUUAUUUCCCUCAUUAAAAUGCAAAUGAAUUUAUAACAUUUUUGACAUGCGUUUUUCUGGAUUUUGUUGUUGUUAUUCUGUCUCUCACUGUUCAAAUAAACCUACCAUUAACAUUAUAGACUGAUCAUAUCUUUGUCAGUGGGCAAACGGACAAAAUCAGCAGGAGAUCAAAUACUUUUUUCCCUCACUGUAGGGCAGCAGGUAGCCUAGCGGUUAAGAGCAUUGGGCCAGUAACUGAAUGGAAACUGGAUUGAAUCCCCGAGCAGACUAGGUGAGGACCACACACCAUAUCAUCACGUGACUCCAAAUUUACUUCGAUAUGAUGGUUAUUAUAUCAAUAUUUUCGCAUAAAGGCGUUUCCACCGCCAUUUCUCGCAUAAUUAAUUUUACCAACAAAAAAAAUCCCACCAUGUCGAACGAACCAAUUAUCUGUCUGCAUUUCUAAAAUUGUACCGAAACGUCCUGUUUCCGUCACAGCUGUCGUGAUUUCUUUUUUUAUACGGUAGGAUUUUACUCGCAUAAAAACUGUGGAUGGAAACAUGGUUACUGGGAGGAUUGCAUUAUACCGGUAUUCUGCAAAGGCUUGCUUAUGAUUGGACAACAUGGAUGAAAAGGUUAAUGUCAAAUUAAAUGUCCAUUAGUCUCAUGUGGAAUUCUCAUUUCGUUACAUUUUCGUCAACUAAAAAGGUCAUUUUUAAUGGUUGUCGUUAAUUUUCAGGUCAUCUAGUCUCGUUAUGGUCAUUAGUUUUCGUCAGGAAAAAUAGGUGGUUGGCGAAUAUUUUUCGUUAUUGUUGAUGAAAUUAACACUACUCCUCCAACACAACACUGUACAUGUACUGAAUGAAAUAUGGCCCCGAUUCUGAACCAAUUAUUUAUAGGAUCCCCCCAUUAUAGUGAAUGGAAAGAUUGCAAUAUUCGUGGUCAAUCUUUGUAUAGAUCAAUAAAUGUUUCGAAGACAAUGAUGGUACCAAUAAUUACUUAUAAUACACUAGAUGUAUGUCCUUCAACCGAUUUUAUUUAAAAACCGCACACAGAAGUUAAGGAUAAUUGAAAGUGCCUUCAGAAAGUAUUCAUACCCCUUGACCUAUUCCACAUUUUGUUGUUAUAGCCUGAAUUCAAAAUGUAUUAAAUAUUUUUUUCUCACCCAUCUACACAGAAUACACCCCAUAAUGACAAAGUAAAAAUAUAUUUGGGGGAAUUUUUGCAAAUGUAUUAAAUGAAAUACUGAAAUAUCUCAUUUACAUAAGUAUUCACACCAGAAUCAAUACUUUGUAGAAGCACCUUUGGCAGCGAAUACAGCUGUGAGUCUUUCUGGGUAAGUCUCUUAAGAGCUUUCUACACCUGGAUUGUGCAACAUUUACCCAUUAUUCUUUUCACAUUUCUUCAAGCUCUGUCAAAUUGCUUGUUGAUAAUUGCUAGACAACCAUUUUCAGGUCUUGCCAUAGAUUUUCAAGUAGAUAAGUCAAAACUGUAACUCGGCUACUCAGUAACAUUCACGGUCUUCUUUGUAAGCAACUCGUGUAGAUUUGCCCUUGUGUUUUAGGUUAUUGUCCUGCUGAAAUGUGGAUUAAUCUCCCAGUGUCUGGUGGAAAGCAGACUGAACCAGGUUUUCAUCUAGGACUUUGCCUGUGCUUAGCUCCAUUCAGUUAAUUUUUUAUCCUGAAAAACUCCCCAGUCCUUAACGAUUACAAGCAUACCCGUAACAUGAUGCAGCCACCACUAUGCUUGAAAAUAUGGAGAGUGGUAUUCCGUAAUGUGUUCUAUUGGAUUUGCUCCAAACAUUACACUUUGUAUUUAGGACAAAAAGUGAAUUGCUUUGCCAAUUUUUUUGCAGUAUUACUUUAGUGCUUUGUUGCAAACAGGAUGCAUGUUUUGGAAUAUUUGUAUUAUGUACAGGCUUCUUUCUUUUCACUCAGUCAAUUAGGUUAGUAUUGGGGAGUAACUACAAUGUUGUUGAUCCAUCCUCAGUUUUAUCCUAUCACAGCCUUUAAACGACUGAUAAAAAAUAUCAACAUUUCAUCAAUUUUAAAUUGAAGCUGUAACACAACAAAAUGUGGAAAAUGUAACUUCCUGGAGUAGCUCAAACUACGCAUGUUGUCUCCAUGAGAAGCUGUCUUAGCAAGCUAAAAACCGACUUCCUGGGCUUCAAAUGCUGUUGACUCUUCACAUAGGAAUGAAUGGUGUCAUGUCAUCGAUGGCUUUGUCAUAGCUUUCUCCCCACUCUCGUCAAUAGUUUCCUGUAUGAGUUUGUCAAUUUGUGUUCUACUCAGUAACAAACACAUAUAGACAUUUGUAAGUUGUUGCUAUACUUGUUCCCUUCUGUUUGUAUACCGGUUAGCAAAUUAAAUACUGUUUCUCCUCUUGUAUAUCAGCCAAUGUGCUGUUUUUUGGCUGCCGGUCCCAGUCGAAGGAUUUCUACUGCGGCUCCGAAUGGGAGGAGAUGGGGAAAGCAGGCCAGCUGACACUCUUCACAGCUUUCUCAAGGGAUCAGGUAGGUAGACCAAAAGGAUCCACACACACACACACUUCACUCUAAUGGAUGGGGAUGUUUUUGUGUGCGUUUGCAGGAAGACAAGAUUUAUGUGCAACAGCGUGUGCAGGAGCAAGCUAAGCUUCUAUGGGACCUGAUCGCCAAUAAGAACGGCUACUUUUACAUCGCAGGGUGGGUAUACUUUAACGUGCUGCAAUGAUAAAAUGGUGUUUGGUAAAUGUGCGUGCAUCUUACCCUAGUCGUGUUCAGUAGACACAAAACGGAAUGAAAUAGGUAGCAGAAUGUCUUCCCAAUACAAAUGCGCAUGGUGUGCCCUAAUGCACAACCCCAGAUUGGUCAUUACUGAUGCAUAUCUGUCAUUCGUAUCCAGUAACGCCAAACAGAUGCCGACGGCAGUGUGCGACGCCCUGAAGGAGGGCUUUCAGAGCCAAGGGGGCGUGUCCUCUUCCGAGGCGGACGAGAUGCUGGUCGCCAUGGAGAGGGCAGGCCGAUUCCAGAGCGAGACCUGGUCCUGAUCACAUGGCUACAGAGUGGUGCUAUUCAAACGCAGCAAGCUUUAUCAGUGUGACAUGCUGCUCCAAGUACUUGCAUUUGACAAUCAGUGGUGACUUAUUUAUGAGUGGAUUGACUGCAGAGGAAUUCAAACUCAACACCAUACCACUUCUGUACCAAGAUUUUGGUAUCAGCUUAGAAAAUAGGUGUAAAAUAUGAAUAGAUACUGUACUACUACAAGCAGCACUGCAUAAAGUGUUAGUCAAAUGCACUUUGGAAACAUUUAAGUCUGACAUUCAUUACUUUGACUGCCAAACCCUAAGGGAAAAGAAUGUACCAUGCACUUAAUGAAGAACAAUAUGAUGUGUAGCAGUGUAUACACUAUCUGUAAGAUUGUGGCUGGUAAAAAAAUAUUAGUUUUGAGUGGUUGGGUUGAGACCAAAUUAAGGUCCUAACCUUUGAAUUGUCCCAAAUAUAGGGACCCUUUAGUGGACCAAUUGGGAUACAAUGGUGAGAUCAAUGUAUAUAUUGCAUGCCUUGAUGUAAAUAAAAAGGUAUCAAACGCAUCACUUAUACCUUUGUUGUUGUAGAAACUACUAGACCAAAGAAUCAUCACACCCCCACAACCAGUAACCUAGAAAACCACAAAAUGAGAUUUCCUGAAAAGUUAUAUUUCAUUUGACAUUCAAACGCCCAUGGAAAAUGUAUACAGUACUUACAUUUCAUCAGUAUUCACCAAUAUGUUAGGGCUAUGUGACAGAGCGCUUACAAACAGCCCAAUCCAUGUAUUCUUGGUACUGUGAAUAAAUUACAUUAAAAACGGGUAUAUGGAGGGACGGGCAACUCUGUUCCUGAUUUUUGCUCUGUCUUUCAAAUCAGUAUCUAAUUUUGACUUGGGAAACCAGAUGUGACCGGAUACUCUGAGCAUUCAGUGACAAGAAUGAAUUAUGCGUCAGGCAAAAGGGAGAACCUGGGUCAUGUCCAAUAAGGUACCUGAACUUGUCCAAUACGUUUUCCAUUGCAAAACGGUGUGCCCUACGGAACAUGACCCUGACCAGAAUUGCUCAUCCCUGACCUUUAGGAAUUCAAGUGCUGUAACUCAUGUCCUCCACAAGCAAUGGUGCUGUACAGUAUCACAGCUAAAAUAAUUUACUCAGCGUGGCAUUUGCAUUUCUGAGACUUACAUGAUCCAUCCCCAUAUAAUCCAUCCAUACUUCCUAAGAAUUGUCACAAUUAUCCUUUAGUAAAUGAUACUGAUGAUUCAUAAAACCUCUACCCGAUGUAUUCACACAGAGUAGGUCAUAUAUACACCAUUAGACAAACAUACUUAGACAAACAUGCCUACCCACUAAGCUGGACUGUCCGACUUAGACAGUAGGCUAGUCAUGAAGGUCCUGUGGCUUGAGCAUCGUUUUGUUAUUGGCACCCACCCUCCUUUCCCACCUCCCAUCUGUCUUCAUCCCCUGUCCCUAUCUGAGGGCCAGCUGGUGGACCUGGUAGAUCUCGUCAGGAAAGUUCAUCUGUUGCUCUUCACAGACGAUAGUGAGGCCUGCCCGGGCCACCAGGCUCUUCACCAGAGCCAGUUCCCGGCACACGCUGCUGUCGACGUCGUCGGGGAUCACGCCCUCGUAGGCCACGUUGUCCUUGAUGACAAUCAGGCCCUCUGGGCGCAGGCCGCCACGGCAACGGCGCAGGAACUCCACCAGGUGGUCGUCAGUCAGGUGGCCUGAGGUGAGGGAAGGAAGGGUGGCUAGCUAUAGCUUAACAGUUUGGUUUUAUUGGAUAAUGUUGUAACAGUUUGGUUUUAUUGGAUAAUGUUGUAACAGUUUGGUUUUAUUGGAUAAUGUUGUAACAGUUUGGUUUUAUUGGAUAAUGUUGUAACAGUUUGGUUUUAUUGGAUAAUGUUGUAACAGUUUGGUUUUAUUGGAUAAUGUUGUACACAUUUGCAGCUAAAAGCUGAAUUGCAACAUGCCUGCGUAAAAUAAAUACAGAAACUGUUACAAAGCUAAUCAAAAUAAUUAAGUCUCUAGGAUUAAGCACUCACAAGUUAGGCAUAGAGCUGUCAAUGACAGUAUGCCAGUUAACUCCGACAUUUUUUAGAAUUGUGAGUUGAGAGGACUCACCAAUGACCCACUGGAUCCAGAUGACGUCAUAGCGUCCGUCCUGCGGGAUGAAGUCCUGCAGGCCGAGGCAGAAGUAGUUCUCCACCCGUUUGCUCUCCUCGCCCAGGUAGACCUUAGCCUGGUCCAGGAACUCCUGAGUCACGUCCACCAAGUCCACAGUGUUGAAGAGGGGCAGCAGCAGUCGCUUGGUGAUGCGCCCUAUUCCGGCACCACAGUCCAGGGCGCAGCCAUUACCAGUCUUCCCUUCGCCCUUCUUUUAGUGCCAAGAGGGAGGGGUUAGAGUGGGUAGAGUUUCUUGACAUGUAAGCAUCAGUUUCAAGGUAACUUGUCUAACAGAUAACUGCACAGGGGGUCGGUCCCCCAAUGCUCUACACUUAGCCCAUAACUAUUUUAAAAAACGACAACAUUAUGCUUCACUAAGUGUGCAAACAAAGUAUGCGUGCAAAUAAAUAGUCUAACGUGCUUUAAGUGUGUUUCUACAGAAAACUUUGGAAAAUGUUUCUUACGCCAAGGAAUUUCUGCAGGAACUUCUUAGAGCCGUCAAUGUCAAUGUUGGAGAUCUUGCCGUAGCCUCCUAGCAUGCCAUCCACGGUGGGCGCCACUUCUCUCCAGUAGUUUUCAGCCUUGGAGUAGAAGACUGUCUCAUUCUGCACAAAGUCACCCAUCCUGUCUGAAGAACCCAAAGGGCUGAGGUAAGUAGGACUUCCCACGUAUGCAUCAUUAUAAACUGGGUGGUUCAAGCCCUGAAUGCUGAUUGGCUGAAAGCCGUGGUAUAUCAGACCGUAUACCACAGGUAUGAAAAAACAUGUAUUUUUACUGCUCUAAUUACACUGGUAAGCAGUUUGUAAUAGCAAUAAGGCACCUCGGGUGUUUGUGGUAUAUUGCCAAUAUAUCACGGCUAAGGGCUGUAUCCAGGCACAAGAACAACCCUUAGACGUGGUACAUUGGCCAUAUACCACAACCACUCAGGCCUUAUUGCUUAAAUUAUAACAAUUAUUAUGACUAAAGCUAAAGUCACACAGAGUGAAAGAAUAACAAAGCAACUAGUAGGUCUGACCCAUGACUUUCGAUAAGGCUAUUUAGUUAUUUAUCCUUAUUGCGAGCAAUGCAGGGAACAUGCCACAGCUAGCUUGACUGCUAGCUAACUUAGUACGUUUCUGGCUACCUGACCCUCAGAUGUGUUGCCUUAGUAGGGCCUGCACCUUGUGUUAUGUUGGUUGAAGCACUGCCUACUCCCCUCCCGCCAAAGAAUCGCCUGCUAGGCUUCUUCACUCCUCUCCGAGACGUUGACUUGAUGUUAUUCAUGAUGGUAUGAUUAGCUGACUUCUUGUCGACUUCUUUCCAGCAUGUGUCCCAGGGAAACCCUAGGAGACGUGUUUAACCUUACUCCCAAGUCCUAGCGAUGACGUGAGAGCUCUGCAUUUAUCCUCACCUGUCAUAGAGAGGCGCGCGCACACACAGGAAGGCACACACACACUCUGUAGCCAAAUGUGGCCCUACUUGGCCCCAGUUCAGCUGUCAGCGCUCAUCUUGUGACCAGGGUCAAUGUGGGGCAUGCCAGUGAAUUAACCAAGUACACUACAUGGCCAGAAGCUCGUCGAACAUUUCUUUCCAAAAUCAUGGGCAUUAAUAUGGAGUUGGUCCCCCUUUGCUGCUAUAACAGCCUCCACUCUUCAGGGAAAGCUUUCCACUAGAUGUUGGAACAUUGCUUCCAUUCAGCCACAACAGCAUUAGUGAGGUCGGGCACUGAUGUUGGGCGAUUAGACCCGCAGUCAGCUUUCCAAUUCAUCCCAAAGGUGUUUGAUGGGGUUGAGGUCAGGGUUCUGUACAGGUCAGUCAAGUUCUUCCACACAAAUCUCGACAAACCAUUUCUGUAUGGACCUCGCUUUGUGCACGGGGGCAUUGUCAUGCUGAAACAGGAAAUAACCUUUCCCAAACUGUUGCCACAAAGUUGGAAGCACAGAAUAGUCUACAAUGUCAUUGUAUGCUGUAGCGUUAAGAUUUCCCUUCACUGAAACUAAGGGGCCUAGCCCGAACCAUGAAAAAUAGCCCCAGACCAUUAUUCCUCCUCCACCAAACUUUACAGUUGGCACCCAGAUUCGUCCGUCGAACUGCCAGAUGGUGAAGCGGGAUUCAUCACUCCAGAGAACGCGUUUCCACUGCUCCAGAGUCCAAUGGCAGCGAGCUUUACGCCACUCCAGCCGACGACGCUUGGCAUUGCACAUGGUGAUCUUAGGCUUGUGUGAGGCUGCUCGGCCACCAAACCCCAUUUCAUGACGCUCCUGACGAACAGUUCUUGUUGCUUCCAGAGGCAGUUUGGAACUCGGUAGUGAGUGUUGCAACCGAGGUCAGCACGCAGCGGGCCCAUUCUGUGUGGCCUACCACUUCGCGGCUGAGCAUUUGUUGCUCCUAGAUGUUUCCACUUCACAAUAACAGCACUUACAGUUGACCGGAGCAGCUCUAGUAGGGCAGAAAUUUGACGAACUUCCUUGUUGGAAAGGUGGCAUCCUAUGUGGUGCAGUGGUCUAAGGCACUGCAUCGCAGUGCUAGCUGUGCCACUAGAGAUCCUGGUUCGAAUCCAGGCUCUGUCGUAGCCGGCCGCGACCGGGAGACCCAUGGGGCGGCGCACAAUUGGCCCAGCGUCGUCCAGGGGAGGGGAGGGAAUGGCCGGCAGGGAUGUAGCUCAGUUGGUUGUGGGUUUGAUUCCCACGGGGGGCCAGUAUGAAUUUUUUUUAUAAUGUAUGCACUCACUAACUGUAAGUCGCUCUGGAUAAGAGCAUCUGCUAAAUGACUAAAAUGUAAAAUGUAUGACGGUGCCAUGUUGAAAGUCACUGAGAGCUUCAGUAAGGCCAUUCUACUGCAAAUGUUUGUCUAUGUAGAUUGCAUGGCUGUCUGCUCGAUUUUAUACAACUGUCAGUAACAGGUGUGGCUGAUAUAUCCGAAUGCACUAAUUUGAAGGGGUGUCCACAUACUUUUGGCCAUGUCGUGUAACUAGCUGGGAGGGAGAACCUCCACAGAUAAGGCCGGGGUCUAUGAUCAAGCAAGUCCAACCUUAACUAAAUAUAGAAGACAGACACGACUAGUGACAUGCACCAAUAUUGAAGAAGAAAACUUACUGGUUUGAAAACAAAUCUAACUAGUAAACUAGUAAAGCACGUUGACAAUGAACAUGGACAAAAAUCAGAGGGUCAGGUAGCCAGAAACUUACUAACUAGUUAGCUAGCUAAGUUAGCUAGCAAUAAAGCUAGCUGGUAGCUAGCUGCUAACUAGCUUGUUUGUGCAAUGCCAAUGGUUUUCUUCUAGUUUAGCUAUCUUGGAGGUUAAGAAGUAAAGUGGUUAUUACAGCAAGGCACUUUACUCCACUGCGAUCUAUUUUUGGAAGCAGACAGUUGUCGAGGACUGAUAACCACUGACUUAGCCAUCAAUGAUGAAAAGUAGCUAGCACGUGCUAGCUAAGUAGCUUUAGCUAGCUACCGGUAGGUAGUAGCAUGUUGAAUCGGUGUGAGCUGACAGUCGUUGACAAGGUUGUAAAGUUGAAUGCGCCCAACAUCUGACCCAAAUCAAAGCUAAUUUUUACAAACUGGGAUGCGGCAACUUACUUUAACACGUACGUCUCAGUAGUAAAUCACCAAACCCCUCGAUCAUGUCACAAAUCAAGUGCCAAUGUGUUUUUUCUGCCUGCCGAAAGCAUCCCUGGACACUACACUGCCAAAUGCU